UUGCAUAUGCAAUGUGAUGAGACUCCUCAGGAUCUUGUACACCACUUGUACAAUUUGAAAUCCUUAUUUACAGUGGACAGUCCCUUUUUUUAAACAAUAUUAUUUCCUUGUGUUGAUGGUUUUGUUCUUAUUGUGUUCAAGGGUCUGCUGCUGGUGAUGGAAUGUGGCCUGCCCACUCUCCUCCUCCCAACCAAGAGAACUGGGUGAGUUUCGCUGACACUCCCCCUAGCAGCACGCUUCCUGCAAUGCAUCCAGCCUCCAUUCAGGAACACACGACGGUGAGGACUGUAGCAUCUGCUACAAAUGCCAUGGAAAUUCGUAGGCAGUCUAGUGGUUAUGAUGAUCCUUGGAAGAUUACAGAUGAGCAGAGACAAUAUUAUAUUAACCAAUUUAAAAACAUUCAACCAGAUUUGAAUGGUUUUAUUCCAGGAUCUGCUGCUAAAGAAUUUUUCACAAAAUCCAAACUCCCAAUUCUUGAACUUUCUCAUAUUUGGGAGCUGUCAGACUUUGACAAAGAUGGCGCUUUGACGUUGGAUGAGUUUUGUGCAGCUUUCCACCUGGUAGUGGCCAGAAAAAAUGGCUACGAUUUACCAGAGAAGUUACCAGAAAGUUUGAUGCCAAAGUUGAUUGAUCUUGAUGAUUCAGGGGUAUACAGUGAUUGGACUGCAGAGCUUCAAGAGAUUGAUGGCAUGCUUGGACAAGGAGCAGCAUGGUUCUUGCAGCUGCUCCUGGGAUUACAGGCUUAG
Rhincodon typus (whale shark) is the source of this 746-nucleotide messenger RNA. Its product is annotated as ralBP1-associated Eps domain-containing protein 1-like. Gene Ontology annotation, cellular component: plasma membrane; cytoplasm. Gene Ontology annotation, molecular function: protein binding; calcium ion binding. Gene Ontology annotation, biological process: endosomal transport; endocytosis. The transcript is spliced from 5 exons. NCBI's taxonomy places the organism in Eukaryota, Metazoa, Chordata, Chondrichthyes, Orectolobiformes, Rhincodontidae. Bases 162 to 746 code for a protein of 194 amino acids. The record is from RefSeq and is a predicted model, not a curated record.